AUGGAAACCUUUAAGUUUCAUAAUCUUGUCCAGGGUAAUGAACAAACUAUAGACCAGUAUCUGACUGACUUAAAGAAACAAGCAAGAUUAUGUGAAUUUAAAUGCACUAAUACAACCUGUGGUGAAACUUAUGAAGACAUGAUGAUCCGUGAUCAGCUAAUAAUUGGAUUAAAAUGUAAGGAAAGUCAACUCCGACUCCUUAGAGAACAGACUCUUACUACCGAAAAAAUCCUUGAAUAUUGUAGUAAGAGUAUUGAGCUAAGCAAAGAGCAUAUAAAAGUUCUUACCAAAGAAGAAGAUGUCGACUUUGUCAAGCAGUACAAACCAUUGAAAAAGUUAUUGUGUAAGAAGUGCCAUUAUAAACAUUUUUCUAACAGAUGUCCUGCGUUUAACAAGACUUGUGUUAUUUGUCAAGUUAAGGGCCAUUUUGCAAAAGCCUGUCCUGAUAGAAGUGAAGAAACAUGUGAAGGUAAUAGUAACAAGAACUCUUAUUCACCUAGAGGAGAAAGAGCUGUUAAUACAGUCCAGGAGGAAGAAAAAGACAAUUUGAUAUAUAAGUGGCAUAAUAUCAAAGAAGGACAUAUGUGUAAAAAAUAA
Molecule: messenger RNA, 597 nt
Organism: Diabrotica virgifera virgifera (western corn rootworm)
Lineage: Eukaryota; Metazoa; Arthropoda; Insecta; Coleoptera; Chrysomelidae
Exons: 1
Coding region: 1-597 (198 amino acids)
Molecular function (GO): zinc ion binding; nucleic acid binding
Source: RefSeq, a predicted model, not a curated record